CCACGCCGUCACUGGCAGGGCCUGAGCGAGCUCCGAAGCUGCCAGCUUGCCAGAGACGUUAUGUACCGGCUCCCGUCUGCCGUGACGACGCGGACCGCGACCCUCGGGGGCUGGGCCUGGGCCUACAGGCGGUGUGGAGUCCAUCAGCGAGCCAGUCUGCCGCCGCUCGGUCACGGCUGGGUCGGGGGCCUCGGGCUGGGGCUUGGGCUGGCACUCGGGGUGAAGCUGGCGGGCGGGCUGAGGGGCGCGACCCCCGCGCCGUCUCCCCCAACCCCCGACCCCGAGGCGUUGCCUCAGUCCGAGCCGCCGCCGCUGCUGGAGCACUGGUCCCCGCAGACCCCUGUGCCUUCCCUCUCCAAGCGCUUCGCCAGAGCCAUCGAGAGCAGCCGCGACCUGCUGCACAGGAUCAAGGAUGAGGUGGGUGCACCAGGCAUAGUGGUUGGCGUUUCUGUAGAUGGAAAAGAAGUCUGGUCCGAAGGUUUAGGUUAUGCUGACGUCGAAAACCGUGUUCCUUGUAAGCCAGAGACAGUUAUGAGAAUUGCCAGCAUUAGCAAAAGUCUCACCAUGGUUGCUCUUGCCAAGUUGUGGGAAGCAGGAAAACUGGAUCUUGAUUUUCCAGUACAACAUUAUGUUCCUGAAUUUCCAGAAAAGGAAUAUGAAGGUGAAAAGGUUUCUGUCACAACAAGAUUACUGAUUUCCCAUUUAAGUGGAAUUCGUCACUAUGAAAAGGACAUGAAAAAGGUGAAAGAAGAGAAAGCUUACAAAGCUUUGAAGAUGAUGAAAGAGACAAUGGAAUCGGACCAAGAAAAACAGUUGAAGGAGAAAGGAGGCAAAAGUAAUGAAAAUAAUGACUUUGCUAAAGCAAAAACAGAGCAGGAUAAUGAAGCCAAAGGCCGGAAUUCAAAGCCUGGCAAGAAAAAGAAUGAUUUUGAGCAAGGAGAAUUAUAUUUGAAAGAAAAGUUUGAAAAUUCAAUUGAAUCCUUAAGAUUGUUUAAAAAUGAUCCUUUGUUCUUUAAACCUGGUAGUCAGUUUUUGUAUUCAACUUUUGGCUAUACCCUACUGGCAGCCAUAGUAGAAAGAGCUUCAGGAUAUAAAUAUUUGGACUAUAUGCAGAAAAUAUUCCAUGACUUGGAUAUGCUGACAACUGUGCAGGAAGAAAAUGAGCCAGUGAUUUACAAUAGAGCAAGAUUUUAUGUUUACAAUAAAAAGAAACGACUUGUCAACACACCUUAUGUGGAUAACUCCUAUAAAUGGGCUGGUGGUGGAUUUCUAUCUACAGUGGGUGACCUUCUGAAGUUUGGAAAUGCAAUGCUGUAUGGUUACCAAGUUGGACUGUUUAAGAACUCAAAUGAAAAUCUUUUACCUGGAUAUCUCAAACCAGAAACAAUGGCUAUGAUUUGGACACCAGUCCCUAAUACAGAGAUGUCUUGGGAUAAAGAGGGUAAAUAUGCAAUGGCAUGGGGUGUUGUGGAAAAGAAGCAAACAUACGGUUCUUGUAGGAAGCAGCGACAUUAUGCCUCUCAUACUGGAGGUGCAGUGGGUGCCAGCAGUGUCCUGCUGGUUCUUCCUGAAGAACUGGAUAGUGAAGCCACAAAUAACAAGGUUCCCCCAAGAGGGAUAGUUGUUUCUAUCAUAUGCAACAUGCAAUCUGUUGGCCUCAAUAGCACUGCCUUAAAGAUUGCUCUGGAAUUUGAUAAAGACAGAUCAGAUUGACACCUUCAGAUCACAGGUGCAGAAUGAGCUGUUUGGCUUUUCUUCUUUUUUUUUUUUCUUUUUGGAAACAUUGAAGUCCCUAAAGACAUGAGAUUUUUAAGAAUACAUUUUUUAAUAGAAUAUAAUUGAAUGCAGAGAAUUAUGUACCUCUAAUUGCUUAAUUUUGUAAGUGUCUUCUAUUGUAGGAUUAGUUCUUUAUACUCAGGGAGGUAUCUGUAUUGUUUUUACUUUUGGAAAAAGUGUUAACACUUGAAAUAAAAUAUUCUGAUUAAA
Molecule: messenger RNA, 1986 nt
Organism: Orycteropus afer afer
Lineage: Eukaryota; Metazoa; Chordata; Mammalia; Tubulidentata; Orycteropodidae
Gene: LACTB
Product: lactamase beta
Source: RefSeq, a predicted model, not a curated record